Molecule: messenger RNA, 5695 nt
Organism: Chiloscyllium plagiosum (whitespotted bambooshark)
Lineage: Eukaryota; Metazoa; Chordata; Chondrichthyes; Orectolobiformes; Hemiscylliidae
Gene: eomesb
Product: eomesodermin homolog b
Biological process (GO): mesoderm formation; endodermal cell fate specification; positive regulation of DNA-templated transcription
Cellular component (GO): chromatin; nucleus
Molecular function (GO): RNA polymerase II cis-regulatory region sequence-specific DNA binding; DNA-binding transcription factor activity, RNA polymerase II-specific
Source: RefSeq, a predicted model, not a curated record
GUGUUUUUGGACUCGGAAUGAUGCAGUUAGCAGAACGAUGCUUCACUUCCAGCGCCAGCCUGCCCAAACCUUUCUACAGCUUGUCCUCGUCCCCGGAAAGUCAGAGCCCGGCGUCCUCGCAGCUCGAAUUCGCGGAGAGCGAGCGGGCGGACAGUCUGCAGGACACCACCGGCGCCAUCCACAAGAAGUUCGCUGCCGGCUCCGGGAUGCUGACGGACAACCAGAGCCACAGCUUCAGCCCGGCCAAAGUAGGGGCGCCGGCGGCCGGAGACCGCGCCAAGGGCUCGCCGUCUGGGCCGGCCGAGGAAGACUUGGCCGAAGUUCGCUACAGCCUGGACAGUCUGGGGCCCGAACGGUAUUUCCUGUCUCCCGUGGCCCCGCAGAACCUGAGUCCCGGCCACCAGCAGCAGCCCCAGCAGCAGCCCCAGCAGCAGGGAGCUCCUAACCCCGGCUCCUUGCUGCCUUACCCCGGGCAACACCCCUCACCAGCGUUCCCGGUGAACGGGGCCAGCCGCUACCUGAGCCCUCACUCCGUGCUGAGCAACGGCGCCUACAAUCCCAUUCUAACCGCGGCCGGUGCCCCGGCGCUCGGCCCCUCGGCUUAUCCAGCGUACCCCGGCUCAGGGCGCUCCCAGUAUGGACACGGCUACCAGGGCGGCCCGCUCUAUCCGCAGUACAGCCCCAGCAUCCCGCACCCCACCCGGGCGCAGGUCUACCUCUGCAAUCGGGCACUUUGGCUGAAGUUUCACCGGCACCAGACCGAGAUGAUCAUCACCAAACAGGGCAGGCGUAUGUUCCCCUUCCUGAGUUUCAAUAUUUCUGCUCUCAACCCAACCGCUCAUUACAAUGUGUUUGUGGAAGUUGUGUUGUCCGAUCCCAAUCACUGGCGAUUUCAAGGUGGAAAAUGGGUGACUUGCGGAAAAGCGGACAACAACAUUCAAGGUAACAGAUCUUAUGUCCACCCUGAGUCUCCAAACACUGGAGCUCACUGGAUGAGACAAGAGAUUUCCUUUGGGAAACUUAAACUGACUAACAAUAAGGGCGCAACCAACAACAGCACUCAGAUGGUUGUAUUGCAGUCCUUGCACAAAUACCAACCACGCCUUCAUAUAGUGGAGGUGAAUGAGGAUGGUGUGGAGGACAUAUCUGAGUCUUCAAAAACACAAACGUUUACUUUCCCCGAAUCACAGUUCAUUGCUGUCACUGCCUACCAGAACACUGAUAUUACCCAGCUCAAGAUAGAUCACAAUCCUUUUGCCAAAGGUUUCAGAGACAACUAUGAUUCUAUGUUCACUACUCCAGAAAAUGACAGAUUGACCCCAUCUCCCACGGAUUCACCCCGGUCCCAUCAGAUAGUGCCUGGGGCACGUUAUGCCAUGCAACCCUUCUUCCAGGAUCAGUUUGCCAACAGCAUACCAUCAGCCCGGUUCUACAAUGGUGAACGUGCAGUGCCCCAAACAAGUGGCAUCCUGUCCCCACAACAAACCGAGGAGUCCAGCAAUCCUCCCCAGAGGUGGUUUGUCACCUCCGUGCAACAGCCUGGCACCAAUAGGUUGGACUUUACCUCUUACGAUGCAGAUUAUGCUGCCAAUGCCUUGCUGCCCUAUGGUCUCAAGCCUUUACCCAUUCAGUCAGCUCAUUCUCUGAGCUAUUAUCCUGACCCAACAUUUGGUUGGGGCUCCAGGAGUUCCCAAUACCAGAGAAAGAUAACCUCUGGGCUAACAUGGUCCUCCAGAACGAGUCCACCAGCUUUCCCUGAAGAUCAAGUAUUGUCCUCCGAGGACAAGGCAAGGGAAGAAGCCAACUCACCUUGGAUUGAAACCCCACCAUCCAUUAAAUCCAUGGACUCAGACUCUGGACUCUAUGAAAAUGCCUGCAAAAGAAGAAGGGUUUCAGCUGGCAACUCAAGCAGUGAAAGUUCACCAACAAUUAAAUGUGAGACAAUUACUUCGAAAGAGUAUAACAAGGAUGGUGCAAAAGCGAUGGGCUACUAUACUUUCUACACCAGCCCUUAAGGUAUUCCCGAGAUGUUUGUUUGUAUAUAUCCAAUCCAUUCACCAAAUGUCGAAAUGGUCUUAGGAGUGCCAAAAAGACUGAAGCUUCCUUCCACCUUAAGAACUGACCUUGUACAGUGUAAUAGUGCAAUCAAAUUUUUAAGAAGGUGCCAAAGCUAUCUGAUGCUGUAAGCGAUAAGAUGGAGAAAUUCUAGCUAAGCCUGGUCUAAUGUGAUGUCCCAUAAUAUAUAGUAUUAACUUUAGGAGGAAUUUCUUGGUGGGUGGGGCUUAAAUACCAGAUUGACGUUUACUGUAUGUGGUUUUAUUUAUUUGACAAUACAAAUAUGUACAGUUCCUGUUCUUUAUAGUCUACUGUAGAAUGGGUGCAGUAUGGUGUAAAAGAAAAUGACAGUGUUAGUUCAAUGAAUAAAACCCAGUCCUUUCCAAUUCCAUUAAUAUGUACAGAUGAAGCAAAAACAGCAUUUUCAAGCAUUACAUUUUUUCAAAAGCAAUAAAAUAAGAUUGGUUCAGACUGCAAAAUUUCAGCUUUCCAAGGGAUACUGUGAGAAGGCAACUAAAGGCUUGAUAAAUGCACAGCUAAUGCACUUAUAAUUCUGACCAUUUCCCAUCCUCAUUCACAUAACAGAAAUAGAAUAGUGAGAGACCUGUUGGCACCUUAGUUACAAAUUUAUCAGGCUUGUGGUGGUCACUUGACUGUAAUUGUGGACAUUAAAAUCUCACACAUAAUUCAAAUCAUUCUUCAAGUAACACGAUGUGCUUAAAAGUUUCAGCAUAAAUGCGCCUCGGCAAAUUCAGACUUUUUUGCCUUGGACAAACAUUUAUUUUUGUGCGUGCAAUUACCCUGUUAUGUACCUGCUGAACGUAGAUCAUUUUACAUCAGUCUGAAAUGAUCUUGGAAUGUUAUUUGCUACGAGUUUAAAAACAAACAAAUCAGGGCUUAAUUAAAAGAUGGCGUCGGUAUGUGGUUUAUUUGCAAAAUAAAAGUACUAGAUUUUCAAGAAUUGGUUAAAAUGCAGCGGUAAUGAAAUCCCUUUACUGGCUUCUUGAGAAAUGGUUAUCUCGCUGAUUAUUUCCAAAUUAUGCAUUCUAAGUAGAAAGAGCAGACAACAAGAAAUAACGAAAUGUUUCUGUAAUAUUUUUGAUUGUUGGAACAAUCAUCGGGGGGAAAUUCCGCAUAAAAAUGUUGUGUAAAACCGCCCUGUUUUCUGAGGAAGGCUUAAUUCCAACAAAGAAGACAGCAAUCAGGAAAGCAUAAUCUCAUUGACUGGAAAUGGUGCAAAUGUUUCACAAUUGACAACACGUUUAAAUCAUAGCUCAUGCAGGGCCGGUCGGGGAGACUGACGACUUUUGUGUGUGUGUGUGUGUGUGUUUUAAUCGACACAUCGUCGAAAGCAUUUAGCUGCUGCGUUCCUUUGGUGAAUGAAAUGCGCGUUCGUAUAUGCUCUCUCCAUCCGGUUUGACCAGUGCGAAAUCUCUGUCGCUUUGCAAUCUCACCUUCAACGCAGUUACACUUUAAUCGUCAUUCUUGCAGUUGUGGAAAAUUUCUGUUUAUUUUGGUCCUGCCUUGUACCCGGGUCGCACUCUUUGAUUAUUUUUGUUUGGUUUACGUCCUUCAAAAACAGUUAAAUCAAAUGCCUCUGAACUGCGUUCCGAAACUGCAAAACCACACGAACAAUGGAAGAAGCCUUAAAAGCAAAAUAAAAUGCUCGCGGGAAGUGGAGGCUGGUAUCAGUUUUCCCUUAUUCCUGUGUGCAGCGAUAUUGUGUGGUUGGCACAAAAUUUCCAAACUAGGUUCUUGUUCAGAGGAAGGGUCACUGAACCUGAAACGUUAACUCUGAUUUCUCUGCAUAGAUUCUGCCAGACCUGUUGAACUUCUCCAGCAACUUCUGUUUUGGCUUCUUGUGAAUUUAGACAGCGCCUGUCAACUUAUUUUGGGGAUGGGUGUUGGGAGCUUGAUGGCGCUUAUUAAAAAUGCUAUAUAAACGCAGGGGGAGGGGUGUCUGCAAGCGCCACCUUGUGGCGGCUCGGAAGGAGCGCUCAGAAUAAAGGGCGCGCCUCCAUAUCAAUUCAGUGGUAUUCAUUCUGUAGGGGUUGGGGUCUCACCUUCCCCGGGAAGUGUGGCACACCGCUUCCAUCCAGGCUGAUGCAAGACAAUUGCCAAUCGAUUCAGUGUAGUGCAACCACCUUAUAAUCUACUAUUGUCCACUUUGCAGUCUCGUCCCUUCCUAUAAUUUGGUGUGUGCUCCCGUUGAAUUCAAGUGAAAAUCUUGGAAAGGUACAAAAUCGGGGUGAACAUUUCGCAAACUUAGCGCCACACUUAGCGUCGAGGGUGUGAUACUGGAAAAGCACAGCAGGUCAGGCAGCAUCCAAGAAGCAGGAAAAUCGACGUUUCGGGCAUGAGCCCUUCAUUUAGAUAUUGGCAUGUUCACGCCUUGAUCCGAUUUGACCCUUUUUACUGGUGUGGCGUUAAAUAAAGUGAGUACAGUCCAAUGUAGCACAUCAUCUGCAAUACAUCGGGCACAACGACUAUUCAUCCCCUUUUGCAGUAUUUAACAAUUAGAGGACAAGAAAUACUUUAAAUUGACGGAAUGUGUGUGGCAUCUAAAGUAAACAGUGUUUGUCCUCUGUUCACUUAGGGAUCCUCUGGGUUCCCACAUCAACAGGCAACUCAGGCAGCGUGUGUAUUGACAGGAAAAUAAGAUCACUUCUCUGGUUCACCUUUAGUCCCUGUCCCAUCGGAAACACAGUGGCCCAUCUGCCGACUAUUUCAAACGUCUUACGUUUGAAUUUCAAAUUCCCUACAUCGGCAGCAUUUCCAUGUUUUAUUUUGUUGUCAGUCCUGACAUCUAAAAUACCCGAACGAUGCAGCCAGUAUAAACUAAGGUCAAAUCCGUAUUUGCCGACCAUCAGACGCAAAAAAAAUUGAAAACUAAUUGAAGAUAUUUCGAGCAAACUAUCCAAUCGCUCAGUGGCAGAAUUACCUCUCAAAGUAAACGGGUAAUCCCACUUUGUGCCGCGCAGCAUGAAAAAUCGAUGCGGGAAUACCAAACAUUUCGGCCUGUAGUUUUGUUUGGAUUUUAACCUUAUUUCUGUAUGUGUUUUGGGAGCCUUUCUCUCCCCCCCCCCCCCCCCCCCCCCUUGGAGUGUCACCCACAAGUGGGAAAACCAACAGGACGAGACAUUCACACUGAGAAUGCGGAUUUGAAACUUUUGAAAGAUAGAAAUGAAGGAGUGCAUGUCGACCUCAUUUCUGAAGGGAUUCGGCAGCUUUGUAUGAACGGAAGCAGGUUACCUAACAUUAAAAUGACGGCGGCUGGGUGCUCCGCACCGGUUUGGUUGUAUCAGACAGAUUCUGAAACGAGCGGGUUUCCAAGGCGUGGAAUGUUAUUUGGUUCAAUCUCCCCUGCCAGAAAGCAGUGAUUCCGAAAUGUAACACCUCACCAACCUGGUGACAUUUAUGAAUCAGUCAGUUCUGAGAAAUCAGACGACAUUCGAACAAAUAAAAAGAAAAUGAAACUUAAUAUUUGUCUAAUAAAGAUUAUCUUGCAUAUUCGGCUUGUGUGUAGAUGAUAUGGACCCAGAAAAGUGCUGUUUGCUGUCAAACUCUGUGAAUGGCCGCAUUAUCUGUAACAGCCCAGUUAAAAGGAUUAACUUUUAACAAUAAAUUAUAUUUGAUUUAA